This is a messenger RNA of Trichoplusia ni (cabbage looper), 679 nucleotides long. RefSeq lists its product as uncharacterized. NCBI's taxonomy places the organism in Eukaryota, Metazoa, Arthropoda, Insecta, Lepidoptera, Noctuidae. Gene Ontology annotation, molecular function: odorant binding. The transcript has 4 exons. The coding region runs from base 35 to 535 and encodes 166 amino acids. The record is from RefSeq and is a predicted model, not a curated record.
UUGAUAGUGUGACCUAAUAAAUCAGAUCUCAAAAAUGGCGAAAGUAAUUUUCGCGAUUACUUUGACAUUGGUAACAUUUACGUUGAUCAAGUGUGCGAAUACUAAAAGUAACCAGAUGACAAAAGAAGCGCCGGUCAAUGCGAAGGACCAGGAUAGCAGUAUUGAUGUGUCGGACUUGGAUACGCAGGCUAUCAUGAACGCUUGUAACGAGAGCUUUAGGAUUGAAAUGAGUUACCUAGAAUCCCUAAACACCAGCGGCAGUUUCAUUGAUGAGACUGACAAAACGCCCAAAUGCUUUCUACGCUGUGUAUUGGAGAAUACGGGCAUUUUGUCUGAGGACGGUCGCCAGUUCAACCCGGCACGAGCUGCCUCGGUCUUCGCCGGGGAGAGGAACGGGAAACCUAUGGAUGACCUCAAUGACAUGACUGGACUCUGUGCUGCAGAUAGGCAGGAAACUUGCCCAUGUGACCGAGCUUACAAGUUCCUGAGGUGUUUGAUGUCAAUGGAAAUAGAAAAGUAUGAGACUGCUCAAUAAAUACAAUUCAACCCGUAAACCUCCUACAUGCUUAUACAACCCUGGUACUUCUCAACAAUUACACGCGUCACGCAGCAAUUAUAAACUUUGUAGAUAAAUUAGAUUAGUACAUAGUAAGUGAGAAAUAAAUUAUUAAUGCAUUGA